UGAUGCCCGUUUUCACCAAGACAUCCUAAAUUUUAGGAAACUUUUAACUCAUUUUAAGGAUCUCCUAAGCGUAGAAUGGUUUUCACCACUGACGAACUGUCACUUAAAUCCGUUAGGGACUUCCUAAAUUUAGGAGGUGGAAUUUCGGCCUCAUAAACGUUAGGUGACAGUUUUUGUGUUCGCAAAAUAUAUUUUAUAGCUACAAAAUGAGUGAUUUUAUCGACACUAUUGAGGCUAUCGAAUUGAUCACAGAUCGUGUAUUAUGGGAUCGACCACGUAUAUUCCGUGAGAGAACGGAUUACUUCCAAAAAUAUGACGACUUGGACUUUUUUAGAAGGUUCAGGUUAACUAAAAGAAGUGUCCUUUUCCUGCUAACAAAAAUCGAAUCAAAAAUUGAGUUCCAGGAGGAUAGAAACCACUCUAUUCCACCAAUUAAUCAAUUACUCAUGACAUUGCGCUACUAUGCCACUGGUAAUCAUUUACUCGCAAUCGGAGAUCUCGGAGGAUUCAGUGUAGCCUCAUGUAGCCGCAUAGUUAAACGAGUCACUGAAGCCAUCGUAAGCCUACGAGCAGAAUUCAUUAAAUUUCCAGAGUCCGAAGAAGAACAGAGAAAAGUCAAAUGGGAUUUCUUUAAAAUAGCAAAGUUCCCUAAUGUGUUAGGCUGCAUAGAUUGUACACACGUAAGAAUACAAUCACCUGGAGGCGAUGAUGCUGAAAUUUUCCGUAAUAGGAAAGGAUACAUGUCCAUUAAUGUUCAAACAAUUAGCACUGCCCAAUUAUUAGUAACAGAUGUAGUGGCACGAUGGCCUGGAUCAACCCAUGAUUCAGCUAUCUACCAAAACAGCAACCGAUACAAUAAAUUUGAAAGAGGAGACUACGGCUGCGGCUACUUAUUGGGAGACAGUGGCUAUCCUCUAAAGUCACAUCUCUUAACACCACAUGUACAUCCAAUCACGCAAGGCCAACAAAGAUUUAAUGAAGCCCAAAUUAAAACUAGAAAUGUUGUGGAACGACAGUAUGGAGUCCUGAAAAGAAGAUUCCCAGUUUUAGCUGUUGGUAUCAGACUGAAACUGAAGACUGCAGUGAAUGUUAUACUGGCCUGUUGUAUCCUGCAUAACUUCUGUAUAUUAAACAGGGAGCCGGAACCCGCCAAUGAAGGUCUUCUCCAGAACUUAAAUGAGUUAAUAGAUAAUGGGCAGAUACAUUUCCCAUUAGAUGGUGUUGCGGACCCAAUUUAUGGAUUUCGAAGAGACCAAGUUACGGAAUAUUUUGAAAAUAUUGAUAAUAAUUAAAUGUUAAACUUUUAUACUUACUUUGAAUUUGUUUUAGUAUUUCUACUUUUAUUUCCAGCUCCUUUUCAGCUGUAGUUAAUUGUAUUUUGUACAAGCUAUCUUUAAAU
Messenger RNA from Plutella xylostella (diamondback moth), 1399 nucleotides. NCBI's taxonomy places the organism in Eukaryota, Metazoa, Arthropoda, Insecta, Lepidoptera, Plutellidae. The record is from RefSeq and is a predicted model, not a curated record.